CGCCGUAUUGAGCGCUGUGUGACCAGAGUUUUUACCGAUUUGUCCUGUGUGUUAGCCCACUGGGAGACUUUUUAUGCUGUAGCUCGCCUUCAUUUGUACUUUUUAUCACCAUGUCGGUGGCUUUUGCACCUCAUAGACAACGAAAGGGUGAUAUAACACCCGCUGGAAUACAAAAGCUACUUGAUGAAAACAACCAGCUGAUCCAGUGUAUAAUGGACUUCCAGAGUAAGGGCAAAACAGCAGAAUGUUCACAUUAUCAGCAGAUGCUGCACAGAAAUUUAGUGUAUCUGGCUACGAUAGCAGACUCCAAUCAGAACGUACAGUCUCUACUACCUGCUCCACCCACUCAAAACAUGCCCAUGGGCCCUGGUGGCAUGAACCAGAGCGGACCCUCUCCCCAGCCCCCUCACGGUCACAACAUGCCCUCUGAGGGUAUGGUGAGCGGUGGCCCUCCAGCCCCCCAUAUGCAGAACCAGAUGAAUGGACAGAUGCCUGGGCCUAAUCAUAUGCCCAUGCAAGGUCCUGGUCCAGGUCCCAACCAGCCUCCAAACAUGCCCAGCAGCUCCAUGAACAUGCCCCCCAGUAGCCAUGGCUCUAUGGGCGUUUACAAUCAUGCAGUCCCCUCUUCGCAGGGCAUGCCGGCUCAGAGCCAGAUGAACAUGACCCAAGGCCAACCAAUGGGAAGCUACGGCCCUCGACCAAACAUGAACAUGCAACCCAAUCAAGGCCCCAUGAUGCAUCAACAGCCUCCAUCGCAGCAGUACAACAUGCCUCCUGGUGGUGGCGGACAACACUACCAAGGACAACAGAACCCAAUGGGUAUUAUGGGCCAGGUCAAUCAAGGGAACCAUGUCAUGGGACAGAGGCCGAUGCCACCCUACAGACCCCCACAGCAAGGACCCCCCCAGCAGUACCCAGGGCAGGAAGACUACUAUGGGGACCAGUACAGUCACGCAGGACAGGGAGCCUCAGAAGGUAAUGCACAGUAUGGCCAGCAACAAGAAGCAUACCAGCAAGGCCCCCCACAGCAGCAGGGCUAUCCUCCACAACAGCAGUACCCAGGUCAACAAGGCUACCCACCACAGCAGCAGGGUUAUGGUCCCUCCCAGAGUGGCCCAGGACAAUAUCCCAACUACCCACAGGGUCAGGGACAGCAGUACGGGGGCUACCGUCCCCCUCAGCCUGGACCCCCACAGGGCCAACAGCAGCGCCCGUACGGUUAUGACCAGGGGCACAUGAGGAAAUAAAGAAGCGGGGAUUUGAACCCCUGACUAGCUCUAUAAGAAGCAAAGGGCCAGUAUGGAAAUUACCAGCAGUGAGAAAUGGUCACAGUUUACCUACACAACUCCUCUUUGAUCUUGAGUUUUGACCUUUGGUCAACUGCUAAGCAGACUUUAAUGAUGGUUUCAGCUCAGAUCCUCCCGGACACAAACACGCUUAUGAAUACAAGAUGCAUUUUCCCCCCUCUUUGGGCUUUUAUCCUCUCCAGCAAAAUGUAUCCCUGUUGAUCGUGCUCAUUGGCAUGAUUAUGGCAAAGUCAGUGACCUUGCUACAGUGUCUCUGUAGGGGCAAUGCCUUAAAAAAAAAAAUGGAACUGCCUUAUCCUUUAGCAUUGCAGAGCGAGCAAUGUGAUGACAAAAGUCAAAUUUCCAGUGUGUUUGGGUGCAUCAGUUCCCUGCCUUCAACUCUGUAAUCACAAGAAGCAAUAACGCCUGCAGUAGGGACUUGUUUGGGGGCUUGAAGGUGAAAAGAUGCAGACGCACCAGGCGAACUUCCAGCUAGGCCAAUGGUACAUGUCUCGAUGUAUGUGAUAAUGUAAAAAAAACUGUUAUUUUGUGCUUUUUAGAUCAAGCUAACUUUGUAUAAGACGUUGAAAACUAGUACUAAGCCUGUGUUGUUUAUUUUAAGAAGCGUAUGUGUCUGUCUUUUUUUUUUUAAUGCUCUUUAACGACAGUGAAUCCCAUAAAUUUUUCUUUAUUUCUUGUUAAAUUGUAUAACUAAUAAAUUAGACCUGCUAUGUAUGUGACAUGGACUCUGUAUAAAUAAAUAUUUUAUGAAAAAUGCCAUGCAUAAAAUUUCCUUAAAAAACAAUGUGGGUAAAACAACCCGUAAAAACUAAAGUGAUAACUGAGUUUGUUUUUUUUGGGGGGGGGGGUUGGACCACAGUACCUGACAAAAUAAGGCCUUCAUCUUUAACCGUUGUUCUCAGAGAGGUUAUACUGUUUGUAGCAGAUAGGAAGUUACUCUCCCCUGGAGUUCUUCUAAUUUUCAGAAUGGAUCGGAUCGCUUGUCUGCAAAGUGGUAAAUGGGAAAGCCCCAACAAGAUUUCUUUAGUUUUUAUUUUAACAAGCGGUUUUAAUCUGUUGAAAAUGCUGGAAUCAUGUCUGAAGAAACGUCUGAGUUGAUGUAGUUCGAGUAGUGUUUUGUGUGAAUAAUAAAUAUUGUUACUGUCAGAUAUGUAACAUAAUAUGUGAAAAUAAUGUCCUGAAGUGGAUUCCUUGAACACAGUAAAGACUGGUUGUGCAGUUUUAUAUCACUGGCUUGAUAUCUGUAUUAUGGUGCAUAUUUUAUUGAUCCCAUAUGUACAGCAGCGUAAAGACGAGGAACUGACUCCUCUGGUAUUGUUUAUAUGGCUGUUUUAAUAUUUUUCAUUCUGCACCCCAUUCAAGUGGAGGUCACAUAAUGUGUCUUUGCAAUGUGAACUGUAAAUUCUAAUAAAUUGGAAGAAUCUUUAA
Messenger RNA from Girardinichthys multiradiatus, 2735 nucleotides. It is a transcript of the gene ss18, whose product is annotated as SS18 subunit of BAF chromatin remodeling complex. Bases 111 to 1247 code for a protein of 378 amino acids. The record is from RefSeq and is a predicted model, not a curated record. Gene Ontology annotation, molecular function: transcription coactivator activity. The transcript has 11 exons. Gene Ontology annotation, cellular component: nucleus. Lineage: Eukaryota; Metazoa; Chordata; Actinopteri; Cyprinodontiformes; Goodeidae. Gene Ontology annotation, biological process: positive regulation of transcription by RNA polymerase II.